AUACGCGCCAAUACUAUUUCAUAUGUAACCAACCUGUCAAGUAUAUGUAUUAAAUUUUAUUAACGAUCAUCAGUUGGCUUCUUCAAUCAAUUGGAUAUUGUUUCAAUUUCAAUCUCAAUAAGGAUGGUUACAAAUGAUGAAAUAAAUACCUAAGACAUCAACUGUCCGUAAUCCUAUCGAAAAUUCUACCCCAGCCAGCCAGCUACGUGUACACGAUACCCCCGGGGAGCUUGGGCCAUAUUUUACCCCUUAGUGUCUGUUACAUACCCCGGCGUGUUACACGUGUAGCUGCGUAUCUGGUGCCUUAUGGUGCCCUGUCUCCAACCGUUCAUCACCGUCUUAUGAUUUUCGAAUAUACAAGUCAAUAACAUUUUGUUCUUUUCUCUUCUUCGAAACUUCUAUAUCACCCAGCACCUAUCAUUCUUCCAAUAUUGCUAGCAUUAUACACGCAACAGUGCCUUAGGUAUGCAGCCGGUUCAGGUUAGGGACCUCCCCUCUUCGGCCUCCUUUUAUGCCGCUAUCGUCCAACCACUCAAACUCCGGUAUAUCUCCGCCAACGCCUCGUCCAUAGUCUUCGGUGACAGUACUUCCGGUGCCCCGGUCUUAGAAGUCAAGAGGCUUGCCCCCGGCCAACAUCUAAGACCAUCUCGCGUAAUCCUUUCCGCCCAAUCACCCUCCGUUGUAUCUGCUUUUCGAACCGCUGCAUUACGAGCGGAACCCGAUAUACAAAUCGACACGUUCGACGAGGGCCGCGUAGAGGUCACCGACUUUGACGGAAACAAGAUAGAGGCUGUCUGCUCCGCUGGAUAUCGUUCCAGCUUUGCACGUGCGAAUUCCAGCGCUUCCCUUUCUUCACGAGAACCUCGGUCCAUGAUGAAGCGGAGUGCCACUACUUCCGCCGUGGAGCCCCCGCCGCGUGAGGCAUCCGGGGGGUUCGGCGCUGGCACCGGCAUGGGCACGGUCCUCGGGGCCGCAGCCGUUGGUGUUGCCGUAGGUAGCGCUUUAACCUAUGCCUUUAUGGGUAACGGCCGUCAGCGUGCUACCCCGCGUCAAGAAUACGAAGCCGCAUUACAACGGCGCGCAUCUUAUCCAGACCCGCAGCCGAAUGUUCAGCCUAGGUACAUCGAGGACAAGAAGUAUCCGCCGCUUAGCUACGGAGCACGGUAUGCCCAGAUUGAGGCACCUGCAAGGAGUAGGGUAGUAGAGGACCUCGACGACCGUGCGAGCCGAUACUCAGGCCACUAUACCACGGCCAGCCGAUCUCGUCGCCUCAGCGAGGCUGGCUCCACAAGGCGGCCGCCCAUGACCGCCGACGUAGAGUACAUAAGCAAUGCCGGUACCAAGUACGAACAAAAGCUCCUAAUGGACAGGGAGUACCGCAGCCAGGUAGGCGAGGAUGACCGUCGCAGUUACGCGCCAUCCAAGUAUUCAGCAGCCCCAUCAAGGCACACCGCAACACCAUCCAAAUACGCCGGGGAGUCCGAGUACCGCGGUCGCAGCAGCUCUAAACACAGAGCUCCCCGACCAACUCAAGCCGAGACAUACGUCUCGACGCGCAGCAAGCGACCCGUCAGCACGGCACGUCCUCCCACACGGUCGCACAGCCGGGUUUCGGCGCGGGAUCUCGAUCUCCCCGAGAGCCGCACCGGCUGGGAUGACGACGACGAUGUAGAGAGUAUCGCGCCCGACGACAGCAUCAGCUGCGUUGGCGACGAAGGGUACACCAAGCGCACACACCGCCCCGCGCCGCACGGAGCCCCAUCGAUGGUCAGCCGCUUUCGAAGAGUUGUUAAUGAGUUUGACGGCAAACGCAGGCCGUUGUACGGAUCCGAGGUUAAAUAGGUAGAUCGAUCGGUGACCCGCAUGCUUGUCUCUCUCCCGUGGCAGGGAUCACCUUGCUACUUUAAACCACAUCUUUUUUCCAUCCACCUUUAUUUAUCUAAACACAUACAUCAUCUAUCUC
Daldinia loculata is the source of this 1963-nucleotide messenger RNA. RefSeq lists its product as uncharacterized. The transcript has a single exon. NCBI's taxonomy places the organism in Eukaryota, Fungi, Ascomycota, Sordariomycetes, Xylariales, Hypoxylaceae. The record is from RefSeq and is a predicted model, not a curated record. Bases 466 to 1842 code for a protein of 458 amino acids.